Messenger RNA from Engraulis encrasicolus (European anchovy), 1168 nucleotides. Its product is annotated as diacylglycerol O-acyltransferase 1-like. Bases 64 to 522 code for a protein of 152 amino acids. The transcript is spliced from 6 exons. NCBI's taxonomy places the organism in Eukaryota, Metazoa, Chordata, Actinopteri, Clupeiformes, Engraulidae. Gene Ontology annotation, biological process: triglyceride biosynthetic process. The record is from RefSeq and is a predicted model, not a curated record. Gene Ontology annotation, molecular function: diacylglycerol O-acyltransferase activity. Gene Ontology annotation, cellular component: endoplasmic reticulum membrane.
GAAAUAGCCGCGCGGGUAGAGCACCUGGUGGAGCUAGCCACUCCCGCCCAUUUCCUGUGGCUGAUGUUCUUCUUCCUCUUCUCGCACUCCUAUCUGAACCUCGUAGCCGAACUGCUGAGAUUCGGCGACCGCCAUUUCUAUGGUGACUGGUGGAAUGCUGACACACUUGGCAGUUUGUGGAGACGCUGGAAUGUGCCUUUCCAGAGAUGGAUUCAAAGACAUGUCUAUGAACCAUCUCUAAAGAGGAAGCUAUCUACAAAACAGGCAGACAUGCUAAUCUUCAUCAUAGUCUCAGGACUUUUGGAGUAUAAUAUUGCUGUGGCCCUGCAAAGAUGUCAUCUCUGGCUGUUUCUCAGCAUGAUGUUUGAGCUCCUCUUGGCCUUCCUCUUUGAGCGCUUCUUCGUUGGGAAUUAUGGGAAUGGUUUGGUGUGGCUGUGCCUGCUGCUGGGUCCUCCCUUGGCUGUUACAACCUACUACCAUGACCACCACAUGAGUCAACGGGGUCCGGAUGAUGACUUGUAGUCACAAAUGACUACAUCUGGCCCAGCCAUGGCUCAAUUGGCUGGGCACUCGACUGCUACACCGGCAACCCGGGUUUGAUUCCGCCCCGAGGUCAUAUGCCGAACCCUCCCCCCCCCCCCUCACCGCUAAUUUCCUAUCACAACUUCACCAUCCUAUUAUAAUAAAGGUAGAAAAAGCCCAGAAAAAUACUUUAAAAAAGAAAUGGCGACAUCUCUUUAGUCACCCAGCAGAACUUUUAGACUGUUCACGUAGGCUACGCCCCCCAACUUUGGGCAUAGGCCACAAAACAUGUGCCCUUCACUUAGACCUGUCCUGGUCUAUCAUCUCCACUCAAUAGAAAACAUGUGUUGAAAAUUCUAUGAGCGUUGUUGGGUGUUGUGGUGCACUGUGUAUUGCACCCAUACCACAUGGCAAACUGCCCAAGGGGAUAAGGUUUAUGUCUGGCCUAUGUCUAUCCCGUCUCUCUCUCCCAGUCAUUUCCUGUUCCACUAUUCACAGUCCUAUCGCAAUAAAGGCUUAAAAAAAAUGACUUACCGUAUAAAGAAAAUGUGCCACUAACUGUUAUUGGGUGAAUGGGUGUGGGUGCAAAUGUUUCUAUAUUUAUUUAUUUUUUAAUGAAGGAGCCACAUAUGUGUUUGUAUUUGUU